UAAUUAAAUUUACUUAAACAUAAUAAAUAAAAGUGUCAAAAUUAAAGAAAUAAAUAAAAGAAGUGAAUUGUAACUUUGCUCCGAUAUCAAAAUCAUUGGAUUAUUUCGCAAAUGUUUAACUACCCUAAACACUAUUAAUAAAAACUCAAAUAAAUUGACAACAUUUCUACGAUGUCCUAGUUACUAGUGAAAAGUUUUUAACGAAAAAUAAGUAUGUGAAUAUUUAUGUCUGCAAAAAACAUAAGUAAUUUCUCUUAUUUAGCUUAAAGUCAUAUGGAUGUGUGUGCCUAAUAAAAGUCUUUGUAGAAAGAAGUUUCAGAAUUUUACAAACAAGUAGUGACACAAUUUUUUAAAAAAUGCAAGAAGUCUGUACAACAUUAGAAAGCCAAAUGGGCGCGCAAAUCAAAUCAGAAUCACCGCUAAAUGCACUGCAAGUGCAAACCGGUCAAACUGUUGUGCCUGGAGUGUCAGCCACGCCACAGCAGGUGCAACAGGCCACAGCCAAUGUAACGGCUGCCACAGCCACGGCAAUGCUCAUAAAUAAAAUGGGACCAAACUGUGAUAAACGAGUUAAUGCCAACGAAGCACCAUACUGGAUGACAGCCAGCGAGGGGGGCUUCAUCAAUUCACAGCCAUCAAUGGCAGAAUUUCUCAAUCAUUUAAGUCCCGAAAGUCCGAAAAUGAUGGGUGGUGGUUUGGUAGCUGGUGGUGGUGCCGGAGGUGGUGUAACGCCAGUAGUCGGCGGAUAUCCGGUUGGUGUUGGUGGACCACCGCAGACACCAGAUGGCAUGGAUUCGGUGCCAGAAUAUCCAUGGAUGAAGGAAAAGAAAACAUCACGUAAAAAUAAUAAUAACAGUAAUCAAGGUGAUAAUGCAAUAAAGAAUGGCCUGCCACGACGUUUACGGACCGCAUACACAAACACCCAACUGUUGGAAUUGGAAAAGGAAUUUCAUUUCAAUAAAUAUUUAUGCCGGCCAAGAAGAAUUGAAAUUGCAGCCAGUUUAGAUUUAACUGAACGGCAGGUAAAAGUUUGGUUUCAGAAUCGUCGCAUGAAACACAAACGUCAAACUCUUUCGAAAACCGACGAUGAAGACAACAAGGACAGUCUAAAAGGUGAUGAUGAUCAGUCUGAUAGUAAUUCCAAUUCAAAGAAAUCAUGUCAAGGCUGCGAACUGCCAUCCGACGACAUACCAGAUUCAACUUCAAAUUCAAGAGGUCAUAACAAUAAUACACCAAGUGCUACGAAUAACAAUGCCAGUGCUGGUAGCUUAACACCCAAUUCUACAUUAGAAUCCGGCAUAUCUUCCAAUCUUUGUGGCAGUAAUGCGGUGUCCGGUUCUAAUAUGGUUAGUGCUGACUCUAGCGUUGCUUCCAGUGGCAGUUUAGAUGAUGACAUCGAAGAUGGUCCCAUCAAUAAAGUCAAGAAAAAAGAUGAUCAACACAUUAAAAAGGAAGCAGUCGUUUCGACUUCCACCAAGAUCUCACAAUUUAGUGGCUACGAUACGUCCAUUUCAAUUGGCAUUGGUUCGGGCUAUAGACGUGACUCGGACACAUCUUCCCAACACAGUCAAGCAACGGCCAAUAGUAAUAGCGGUGCCGGCGGUAAACGUCGUUAUCAGAAUUCAAAUGCAGCUGCCAAUAGCAACAAUAUAGCGGACGGUGGUGGUAAUUCAUCAUUCUAUCCCAGUUACUAUAACAAUAAGCAACCACAACAGCAAUUGCAGUCACCACAACAACAACUACAACAGCAGCAACAACAUCCACCACAAACACCUUCACAAGAGUACUAUGGAAAAUAUGAUAUUGAAUUCGCCGCAGCUGCUGGUUCACCACAGCAUAUUGCCCACAGAUUACAACAGCAACAGCAGCAAUUACAAAACUCAACAAUGCCAGUACCCAAUGGUGAAUAUCUAAGUCCCAAACCAGACUUUUUAGCAGUUUCACAAAGUUCACCACACCUCAAGUCAGGGAACGAAGUGGCGACGAAACUACACCAUGGUCCCAAUGUUUUCCAUCAUCCACCAGCACCAACAUCUACCACAGCUACUGCUCAGCAAUUACAACAACCUUUCUAUAAUCACCACACUGGUGAGGCAUUGCAAUACAAUGCCUAUAACCACCACACUCACCAUGGUGGCAACUAUGCUGGUCCUCCACUAAGUCAACAACAGCAACAACAAAUACCUGGAGAAUUUGAUGCCAGCGGCAAUUUCUAUGAUCCCAAAACUCAAGGUCCCAAUGGAGCUUAUUAUGACCAAAUAAAUUUCCAACAACCUACAGAAUUCCAUCACCAUCAUCAGCAGCAGCAACAACAGCAGCAACACAGUAUGCCUCAUAUUAAUUCAGCCACUGCUACAGCCUUGGGCAUACACAUGGAAGCGGCACCACCACCGCCGCCAUCGUUGCCAACUGGCGCACAUAACCAAAUCCAACAACCGUUCUAUAAUAAUCAUCAUCAUCACCACCAUCAUCAUCAUCACGGCCAACAUCAUGGUGUGGAACAGCAGUAUAAUCCCCACAGUUAUAAUCAACACGGACAUUUUACUCACCAUCAGCAACAUCAACAACCAAUGAGUGAUAAUCAUGUCGUCCCUCCCAUGUCUGGAGAUGUUCUCUUAGAUACCGAUCCACCACCACACAUUCAAAUACCAACCGGUGGUCCUAACAAUAACUUUGUUAAUCCUGCCAAUGUUCAACCGCCCACAAUGCCCGCCCAUAAUGCAAAUUUUCCACAAACUGGACCGGGUGGAAAUCUUAAUGGUUUAGUUGAUAAUUCCAAUAGUUCAUCGGAUUUUAAUUUUUUAAGUAAUUUAGCAAAUGAUUUUGUACCCGAAUAUUAUCAAUUAAGUUAGUUAAUGUAAAUUUCAGAAAUAAUCAAAUAAAAAAAUCCUAAAAUUAAGUAGCUACA
Molecule: messenger RNA, 2908 nt
Organism: Lucilia sericata (common green bottle fly)
Lineage: Eukaryota; Metazoa; Arthropoda; Insecta; Diptera; Calliphoridae
Gene: pb
Product: homeotic protein proboscipedia
Exons: 8
Coding region: 357-2852 (831 amino acids)
Biological process (GO): regulation of DNA-templated transcription
Molecular function (GO): DNA binding; DNA-binding transcription factor activity, RNA polymerase II-specific
Source: RefSeq, a predicted model, not a curated record